Molecule: messenger RNA, 564 nt
Organism: Salvia splendens (bonfire salvia)
Lineage: Eukaryota; Viridiplantae; Streptophyta; Magnoliopsida; Lamiales; Lamiaceae
Product: kiwellin-1
Exons: 1
Coding region: 1-564 (187 amino acids)
Source: RefSeq, a predicted model, not a curated record
AUGAGGAACUUCACCCUAGGAGGGCUUCUCCUUGUGCUGAUCCUUGUUGCAUCAUAUCCCUCCGAUGCCAGACUCCAGUCGUGCAAGCCGAGUGGCAAGAUAAAGGGAACAACUCCACCACCGGGGGAAUGCAACAAAGAGAACGACUCCGACUGCUGCAAAGCAGGGGAGACGUACACCACCUACAAGUGCUCCCCCCCUGUCUCUGGAAGCACCAAGGCAGUUCUCACCAUCAACAGCUUCCAGAAGGGCGGAGACGGAGGUGGCCCAUCAGAGUGCGACAAAAAGUACCACUCCGAUGACACGCCUGUUGUGGCGCUCUCGACUGGAUGGUACACCGGAGGAUCAAGGUGCCUCAAGAACAUUGUCAUAAGUGGUAAUGGGCAGAGUGUGACCGCCAUGGUGGUUGAUGAGUGUGACUCGACAAUGGGGUGCGAUGAUGACCACGACUAUCAGCCUCCGUGUCCUAACAACAUCGUCGAUGCCUCUAAAGCUGUCUGGAAAGCAUUGGGAGUAGAUGAAGGUGACUGGGGCGAGUUGGAUAUCACUUGGUCUGAUGCCUGA